AUGAGGAAAGUUGAGAAUGUAAAGAGAGAAUGUGAACAUAAUGGCUGGUGGUUUCAAUGUAUAUUGUCUUUUUGUAUUGUUUCUUUUUCUGAACUGUCAUUUCAGGAAAAUGAUCUCUAUAACUUUCAUUUUGAUUUGGAUUUGAUGUCUUGGGACUCGGAUCUUUGGAAUAUUACAGGCCAUGCUUAUACAGAUGCAAGCAUGAAGACAGAACCCUUAUCACCAGCUACUUCAAAUUGUUCGGUCCCUUCUCCGUCGUCUGUGGACUCUCCAGUGCAGAAUGUGCCUGAUGAUGUGGACUUCAGCUGUAGCUCCCAGAUGUCUCCCAUCUCUCUCUACAGCAAGAGCUGCAGAAGCCCUGCAUCCCCCGAAGGAGAUGGAGGGAAGAAGCCUGCUGUCAGCAUUACUUCUCGGUCUGCAAAUAAUUCUGCAAGGACCCUGAAGAAGUGUGGUCAGACAGCGUCCAGGCCUUCGAUACAACCCAAACGCCUUUUGCCUGCUGUACCUGAGGCUCAGGCAAACAUUGGCAUCCCAGCUAAAACCAUCAUUAUUCAGACUCUUCCCACGCUUGUGCCACUGCCAAAGCAUCAGCCAGUUGUUAACAUCCAGCCAGCACCUGCUAAAGGUCAAUCAGUGGUGCUCCCCCAGCCCACUGUGGUACAGCUCCAGGCUUCAGGGGUGCUUCCUGCCUCCCAGCCAGUCAUUGCCGUCAGUGGAGGGACCUCGCAGCUUCACAAUCAUAUGGUGAAUGCAUUGUCUCCAGCUGCUGGAAAUGGCUCAACAAGCAGCAAAAUACCAGUGACUAAGCCCUUGCUUCAAAGCACCACACCAGCAAUGGGGCUGGAUGUCAAUGUCUUGAGAAGGCAGCAGCGCAUGAUCAAAAACCGGGAGUCAGCCUUUCAGUCACGGAAGAAAAAGAAAGAAUACAUGUUGGGACUGGAGGCGAGGCUGGAGGCAGCCUUAUUGGAGAAUGAGAAACUCAAGAAAGAAAACAGCACACUGAAGAGGCAGCUGGAUGAAGUGGUAUUAGAGAACCAGAAGCUCAAAGUAUCAUCUCCAAAGAGAAGGACCCUGUGUGUGAUGGUGAUACUGGCUUUCAUAAUGUUGAAUUAUGGUCCACUGAGUGUAUUGGAAAAGGAUCCCAAUGGAGUUGAUUCCACUGCGAGUUCCAGCCACCGGACCAGAAAUCUUCUGGAGUUCUCAGCUAGCCAGGAGUCCAGCACAGCUCAGAAAAUACCUGGGGACAUCAUUCCCGAGAAGAGUAAUAGGUAUGAUCAUUCUGUAUCUGAUAACAAAGCACUGAUGAUAGUCUCGGAAGAACCGCUGUUAUAUAUUUCACCACCACCACCUCCCUGUCAGCCCCUGAUCAACCGGACAGAGUCGCUGAGGCUGAAUCACGAACUUCGAGGAUGGGUUCAUAGACAUGAAGUGGAACGAACGAGAUCUAGAAGGCUGUCAAAUAACCAGCAGCAGAAAGCACGGGUUAUGCAGAGCUCCCUCAGUGAGAAGGCAGAUUCCCAGCUAAUGGCCAUGCCUUACACAGACACCAGCCUCAGCAGGAACUCAGGGAAUGAGCUGCAAGUGUAUUACGCCUCUCCAAGGAGCUAUCAAGAUUUUUUUGAAGCUAUUCGCAGAAGGGAAGAUACAUUCUACGUGGUGUCAUUUCGCAGAGACCACCUGUUACUGCCAGCCACCACACAUAACAAGACCAGAAGACCAAAGAUGUCUAUAGUGUUGCCAGCUGUAAACAUCAAUGAGAAUGUGAUCAAUGGGCAGGACUACGAGGUGAUGAUGCAGAUCGAUUGCGAAGUGAUGGACACCAGGAUCCUCCACAUCAAAAGUUCAUCUGUCCCUCCGUAUCUCCGAGAGCAGCGCAGAAAUCACACCAACACCUUCUACAGCGCGUCUCCCUCCGUCACGGAGAUGCCCCAUGCCCUUAGGGCUAUUGUCAAAUCCCUGCAGUAGCUCCUGAGGCGUAGCUGCGUGGCCCGUGCACCUGGCAUGCAGCAGGUCCUGCUGCCAGACUGAGCCCCUUCGGUGACGGGUCCCCAGGGCUCCUGGCACAUCGGCACAGCAAGGGCAGACGCCGCUUAGCCCAUUCCUGUGCCUGACCCUACCCAAUGGCUGCAUCCUGCCCAGGGAUUAUACAGCUCAGCUGGCCCCUCGCCAAGGACAGGCCUGGGGGAUCCAUGCAGCGUGCGAUGCCAGGUGUCAGGGGUGCAGGUGAUGCACGCUGCUGCAGUCCUGGUGUCAGCAUCAGCAGCUGGUGCACCGGUGGGACACGAGCCAUCCUUGCUACUUAUGCUCUGUCCAUAAUUGUGGGGGGUUUUUUGUGGGUUUGGUGGGGUUUUUUUGGUUUUUGUUUUUUUGGGGGGUUUUUUUGUCCCUGUUAAACCGUCCCCUGAGGUGGGGUGCUGAGCGCUGGGGUCAUGCCCAGAGACACUGCUGCGAAGGCCCAUGCUUGAGAUCAGGCUCCCCCCCCCCGCCUCAGUGCACUCUAGGCAGCAGGAGGAAGCGGUAUCCAUCUCCCAGCUGCAGGUGCAGGGAGAGCUGCAGCCCUGCACCCCAUGCUGGUGUGCUGCACCCCGCCACCCCAGCCCUGGCCCUGCGCCCUGGGAGCAUCCCUCCUCUGCCGGAGUGGCUGUGCUGGGCCUGGCUGGACAGUCCUGCUCCUUGUCACCCCCAUGCACAGCCACAUGCCUGCCCCAAAUCCCUGCCCAUGCAGCCUCCUUGCCAGGAAGUGGUGGGCUGCUGCCCAGGGUUGCAGCAGUGCCGUGGGGCAGCCCAGCCCCAGCCACCCACUGGGUUGGUGGGAACCCACACUUACAGCCAAAGCACUAUGAGCAGAAGGACCUGCACUGCUAUGAAGCGUGGUCUCGCUCCCGGGGGGGGUCACCCUGCCGGGGGAGUCCCUUGGUUGGACCCCGCAAGCAGGGCACCUGGGUGGUACAGGGCCUGGGCUGCCCUCCCAGGCAGUGUGUACGUACAGACGUAUGUGUGUACGAAC
Messenger RNA from Aptenodytes forsteri (emperor penguin), 3007 nucleotides. It is a transcript of the gene ATF6, whose product is annotated as activating transcription factor 6. Gene Ontology annotation, molecular function: RNA polymerase II cis-regulatory region sequence-specific DNA binding; DNA-binding transcription factor activity, RNA polymerase II-specific. Gene Ontology annotation, biological process: endoplasmic reticulum unfolded protein response; regulation of transcription by RNA polymerase II. NCBI's taxonomy places the organism in Eukaryota, Metazoa, Chordata, Aves, Sphenisciformes, Spheniscidae. The record is from RefSeq and is a predicted model, not a curated record. Gene Ontology annotation, cellular component: nucleus. Bases 1 to 1965 code for a protein of 654 amino acids. The transcript is spliced from 15 exons.